CGCACUUCAAACCAUUCUGCAUUAUAAAUAGCAUGUCCAUGCAUUGUUGUAAACUACAAACCUAGGGCAAUAGUUCUUGUGGCAAGACAAAACUUUCAGCCCAAAAAUGUUUCCCGAUCUACGUGUAACAACGGGAAUUAUAGGAAGUGUAGUUUGCCUGCUCCUCUAUGCAGCACCAAUAUUGACAUUCAAACGAGUGAUAAAGAAGGGCAGUGUAGAAGAAUACUCAUGCAUACCAUAUAUCUUAACUCUGUUCAGCAGCCUGACAUAUACUUGGUACGGUCUUCCAGUGGUCAGCUCUGGGUGGGAGAACUUGACUCUCUCUGGCAUCAGCUCACUAGGAGUGCUCUUUGAAAGCACAUUUAUCAGUAUAUACAUAUGGUUUGCGCCAAGAGGAAAAAAGAAGCUUGUCAUGGCGAUGGUAUCUUCGAUUGUAAUAAUCUUCGGCAUGGCUGUAUUUUUCUCAAGCUUUUCGAUCCACACACACCAAAUGCGUAAAGUAUUUGUUGGUAGCAUUGGUCUAGUGGCUUCCAUAUUAAUGUAUGGCUCCCCGUUGGUAGCUGUGAAACAAGUUAUCAGGACGAAAAGUGUGGAGUUCAUGCCUUUCUACUUGUCAUUGUUUAGCUUCUUGACCAGUUUACUUUGGAUGCUCUAUGGAAUCCUAGGAAGGGAUGUUUUUCUAACGGCACCAAGCUGCAUCGGCUGCUUGAUGGGUAUCCUUCAGUUGGUUGUUUACUGCAUGUACAACAAAUGCAAGGAAUCACCCAAAACGAAUCCUGAUAUUGAGCAAGCAGAUGUAGUGAAAGUUACAACUAGUCAAGACGACACGAAGGGACAAAAGCCUUUAUCUGAAUCCUGAACUGCUUUUUUUUGCGACAAAUAUUUUUCUUUUUCCCCAGAAAAAGUGUCUCUUAUACACACAUAAGGAAAGAAAAAUAAUACUCUUCAAAUUAUUCAUGUCUAUUCUAUUCCUUGUCCAUUGUUGCAAAGCUCAAUUAAUUUUCAGCGAGGUGGCUGCAAAUGCCCCAUGGUCGCGAAAAUUGCUGAAAUGCAUGUUCAGUUACAUAAUACUCUUCAGAUUAUUCAUGUC
Molecule: messenger RNA, 1090 nt
Organism: Brachypodium distachyon (stiff brome)
Lineage: Eukaryota; Viridiplantae; Streptophyta; Magnoliopsida; Poales; Poaceae
Product: bidirectional sugar transporter SWEET3a
Exons: 6
Coding region: 107-859 (250 amino acids)
Biological process (GO): carbohydrate transport
Cellular component (GO): membrane
Molecular function (GO): sugar transmembrane transporter activity
Source: RefSeq, a predicted model, not a curated record